Danio rerio (zebrafish) is the source of this 2431-nucleotide messenger RNA. The record is from RefSeq and is a predicted model, not a curated record. NCBI's taxonomy places the organism in Eukaryota, Metazoa, Chordata, Actinopteri, Cypriniformes, Danionidae.
UUUUUCUCUAAUAUACAUUUUAGGCUUCUUGAUUUUGGACGAUUAUUAUGUUAUUUAGUUAGAUUAGAGUCAGUAGACAAAUCUAAAGCUCCAUCGAUCUAACCACCAGAGGUCGCUGGUAAACACUGACACACACAUAGGACUACAAACAUUUUUUACAGUCACUGGCUGUGUCUUUUCGAGCGUAACGAUUUCCGGUUACACAGACUCCAGUAUGGCGGCGCCGGAAGAGGUAACGUAUUUCGUCGUGAACAACAUUCCCGGCCGGUUCCGAUCCGCGGAUCUGAGGAAUUAUUUCAGCCAGUUUAUAGAGAGCGGAGGAUUCGCGUGCUUUCACUACCGUCACCGGCCGGAGCUGCGCGUCACGAGCGGAGCGUGUGAAGCCGGAGAGGGUGAAGCCCGGCCUGCCGCUCCUGCUGACGGUAAACAGUGGAGCUCCUGCUGCUGUGUGGUGUCGGUUCGAGCGCAGGAAUCGGACAGAUUCAUCAGGAUGUACUCCGGGAAUCAGUGGAUCGACUCUUCAGGAAACUGGCUGAGGAAUACCUGCUUAAUCCGGAGAGUCAGAGUGUCCGAGCAGAGCGAUUGUGAUUUAUUCCCGUAUAAGACGAAGGCGGAGCUGCGACGACACGUGGCCCAAUCAGAGCAGUUCACAGAAAAUGACCUGAGGGGCCUGCCAGAGCUGAACCCGCCUGCGCUCAUGCCGUCAGGGAAUGUGGGAACGCCGGUCUCUGUGUUCCUGCAGCUCAUCCAAUCCUGCCGCCUGCCGCCACGCCUCAUCCGAAAACUGGGGCUCACCUUCCCUAAAACCGGCUCCAACCGCAGAUACGGCAACGUGCCCUACCAAUACCACAACACUAGAGUCGUGACGCCUGCGGAGGAGAGCGUGUUCACUGCUGGAGGAGUUGAGAUUAAAGGACACGCCCAAAGGGACACGCCUACAACAUCACACAGAAAACAGGGCAAGCCCACAACCUUAUACAGAACGCAGGAAACGCCCACAGCAUCACAAGCAAAACAAGACACGCCCACAAUAUCACUAACAAUACAGGACACGCCCACAACAACACAAACAAAUCAGGACACGCCUUCUACCUCAUGCAAAAUACAGGACACGCCCACAGCAUCACAAAGAAAACAGGACACGCCCACAACCUCACAAAAACUGGACAUGUCUACUACCUCAUGCAAAAUACAGGACACGCCCACAGCAUCACAAAGAAAACAAGACACGCCCACAACAUCAUGCAUAAUACAGGACACGCCCACAACCUCACAAACCGUACAGGACACGCCCACAACCUCACAAAAACAGGACAUGUCUACUACCUCAUGCAAAAUACAGGACACGCCCACAGCAUCACAAAGAAAAGACACGCCCCCAACAUCAUGCAUAAUACAGGACACGCCCACAGCAUCACAAAGAAAAGACACGCCCCCAACAUCAUGCAUAAUACAGGACACGCCCACAACCUCACAAACAAAACGAUUAAACACACCCACAGCCUCACGCAAAAUACAGGACACGCCCACAUACACACAAACACUAUAUGAAGACACGCCCUCUCCACCUGUCAAUCAACCGUCUCAGGAAGAAGAAAGUGAAGAGGAGCUGUCGGGCCCUGAUGAUGAUGACGACCGCUGUGAGGAGUGGGAGCGUCACGAAGCUCUUCACGAGGACAUCACGGCUCAGGAGAGAAGCAAAGAGCGUCUGUUUGAGGAGGAGAUCGAGCUCAAGUGGGAGAAAGGAGGAUCUGGACUCGUCUUUUACACCGACGCUCAGUUCUGGCAAGAGGAGGAGGAAGGAGAUUUUGACGAGCAGACGGCAGAUGACUGGGACGUGGAUAUGAGCGUCUAUUAUGACAAAGACGGUGGUGAUAUGGACUCCAGAGCUUAUGUGCGCAUGCGUUCUGAACAGAGGCUGCGGGACGGCCUGACGAACACACACAUAGGCAGCUUUGAGAGGUUUACUAAGGGUGUGGGCAGGAGACUGAUGGAGAAACAGGGCUGGAGGGAUGGAGAAGGUUUGGGGAACAGUCAGAUGGGAAUGGCGGAGGCGCUGGAGAAUGAAGGACAGCAUCCACACUGUAAGAGAGGCUUCGGGUAUCAUGGAGAGAAGCUCAACUCGUUCCUUCCUGCUAAAAAACCCAGAAAAGACUUUCAUAUUUCAACAGUUUAUGAUGAACCUCGAGAUAUUGAUCAAGGCGACGACCUGCUGCGGCGGCAACCCAACACCAGCAUGAAGUACAGACAGCGGCGGAUGAAUAACAACCCAAACAGAUGACCAGUGCUAUCAGCUAUUCAUCACCACUGCAUCGUCUGAUGGUGCUAUUCCAAAAAAGAAAAUAUCAUACAACAUGAUAUCAUGCAGAGCUGUAAAUAAUCCUCCAGAUCUUAUUUUGUUGAUAUUAAAAGUGUUCAGUGCUACAACACA